Molecule: messenger RNA, 1699 nt
Organism: Lathyrus oleraceus (garden pea)
Lineage: Eukaryota; Viridiplantae; Streptophyta; Magnoliopsida; Fabales; Fabaceae
Product: mitochondrial inner membrane protein OXA1
Exons: 10
Coding region: 185-1468 (427 amino acids)
Biological process (GO): protein insertion into mitochondrial inner membrane from matrix
Cellular component (GO): mitochondrial inner membrane
Molecular function (GO): membrane insertase activity
Source: RefSeq, a predicted model, not a curated record
AAAAAAUAGAAUGAGUGUAAAAAGACCCACGGUAAUUAAUUAAUUAAAACCCUAAAAUGCUGGUGUCCUACUGAACUCACAUCAUUAGCCGUGAAAACCAGAGCCUCGCCGGAAAAAGCAGGCGGAGUUGCUCGUCAGCCGCCUGAAACACCGAGAAAGCCAUCCAGAACUUUCAAACAAAUCAAUGGCUUAUAGACGUUGCCUCUUGCAAAGAGGGAACCUCAUAGACCGGAAGUUCCACCCGUCUUUCACCUAUGUUAUCCAUGGCAGUGAAGGGAAUCGUGACCAGCCAGACGAAAAACCUUGUUCAACAGGAAUCAGUAGUUUUAUUCAAUCAAGAUCCUUUCGAAGCUCUCUUAAUGGAUCAACGGGUUUUUUCUCAUCCUCUCAACGUGGACACUUUUCUCCAUUUGCUGGAUAUAGUUUCUGCCGAAAUAUGUCUACACUGAAUCAGGAUUCGGAUAGGAUUACUGCAAUGACUGAUGUAGCUGAUGUUCUUAUUGAUACUACCAUGGAGGCUGUAGCUUCUCAGGCUCCAGUUGCUAGUGAAGUUGCUAUUGCUGCUGCUGAUUCUUAUUUGCCGGUACAAGCCUUGCAGUACGUUAUAGAUGCAGUGCAUUCCUUCAGUGGGCUAAAUUGGUGGGCAUCCAUAGUUCUAACAACUCUCUUGAUUCGAAGUGCAACUGUUCCACUCUUAAUAAAUCAACUCAAGGCCACUUCUAAGCUUACACUUAUGAGGCCUCGCUUAGAAGAGAUAAAGGAAAAAAUUGAUAGACAGACAAUGGAUCCAGAGGCUGUUGCUGAAGGUCAGAAGGAGAUGUCAAAGCUAUUCAAAGAAUAUGGUGUGACUCCAUUUACGCCAAUGAAGGGACUCUUUAUUCAAGGUCCUGUCUUCAUUAGUUUUUUUCUUGCGAUAACAAACAUGGCUGAAAAAAUGCCAUCAUUCAAACACGGUGGAGCUUUCUGGUUCACUGAUCUCACAACUCCAGAUGCCUUAUACAUUUUUCCAGUUAUAACUGCAUUGUCAUUUUUAUUAGUAGUAGAGUGUAAUAUGCAAGAAGGAAUGGAAGGAAAUCCUAUGGCUGCCACCAUGAAAAAUUUCUCAAGGGUUCUUGCUCUUCUUUCCGUUCCUUUCACCAUGAGUUUUCCAAAGGCUAUAUUUUGUUACUGGAUUACAUCAAAUUUGUUUUCACUUUCAUAUGGAAUGGUGCUUAGAGUCCCUGGUGUAAAGAAAACUUUAGGUAUUCCUGAUUUGCCUCCUGCAGAACCCACCAGCUCUCCAAAAUCUCCCUUCUCAAUAUUUCCAGCACUAAAACAAGCGGCAUCAGUGGCAAGUGGUCAAAGCUCAUUUCCAGUUGAUUCAUCAAAACAGCCCAAUAAAAAGCCAUCUUCUUCUGCUGCUGUUAUCAGUCAAAGGCUUAGAAGCUUAGAGAAACAAGUAAAAGGAAGAAAGAAAAGCAAGAAGUGAUUAAAUUUACUAGCUCUUUAAUUGUGCCAUAUAACAUAUGUAGCAAAUAUGCUUAGAUUUUUUGUCAUAGUGUAUUAUUAUCCUCGGAUUGAGGGGAAACUAACCAUUUAUUUAAUAGGGGAGAGGGAAUAAAAACAGUAUGUGAUCAAUUUUGCUGCGGAAGCUAAUGCUUUUUGUUCAGAUGUAAUAUUUACAUUUAGUUUAUUAAUAACAUUUUCUUGUGUUUAUUUA